AUGGAUGUGAACCUACUAGAAUUGCGUCUAGAUAGGAUCAGAGUUAAAGCUGUAAUGGCCGUAAACCUAUCAAAAUUGUGUCUAGAAAAUGAUCAUAAGCAGCAUACCAACAAAAAUGACUAUGCAGAAAAACCUGCUGUAAAUGAAAAUCUUCCAACAUCUGAUAUUGCAGAAAAAGAUGAGAAUACGGUGCUUAAGAAAGAAAAUGAUGAUAAGCAGCAUACCAAUCAAAAUGAGUUUGCAACACAAAUUUCUCAACAAAAACCUGUUGCAAAUGAAAAUCUUCCCACGUCUGAUAUUGCAGAUAAAGAGGAGUAUACGGUGCUUGAGCAAGAAAAUUAUCAAAAGCAGCAUAACAACAAAAAUGACUUUGUGACCCAAAUUUCUCCACAAAACCCAGCAGCUAUUGAAAAUCUUCCCACGUCUGAUAUUGCAGAUAAAGAGGAGAAAACGGUGCUUGAGAAAGAAAAUGAUCACAAGCAUCAUAUCAACAAAAAUGACUUUGCGACACAAAUUUCUCAACAAAAACCUGAUGAAAAUGAAAAUAUUCCCAUUUAUGAUAUUGCAGAUAAAGAGGAGAAUACGGUGCUUGAGAAAGAAAAUGAUCCUAAGCGUCAUAUCAACAAAAAUGACUUUACGACACAAACUUCUCAUCAAGAACCUGCUCCCAUUGAAAAUCUUCCCUUGUCUAAUAUUGCAGGCAAACAAGAGCACGUCGUGCAUGAGCAAGAUCAUAAGCAGCGUGCCAAAAAAAAUGACAUUGCGACAAAAAUUUCUCAACAAAAUCCUCCUGCCAUUGAAAAUCUUCCCACGUCUGAUAUUAUAGAGAACGAGCAGAAUAUCCUUCUUGGGAAAGAAAAUGAUCAUGAGCAGCAUACCAACAAAAAUGACUUUGCGACACUAAUUUCUCAACAAAAACCUGCUGCAAAUGAAAAUCUUCCCAUGUCUGAUAUUGCAGACAAAGAGGAGAAUACGGUGCUUGAGCAAGAAAAUGAUCAUAAGCAGCAUAUUAAAAAAAAUUACUUUGCACUACAAAUGUCUCAACAAAAACCUGCUGCAAAUGAAAAUAUUCUCCCGUCUGAUAUUGAAGAUAAAGAGGAGAAUACCAUGCUUGAGCAAGAAAAUGACAUUGGGACACAAAUUUCUCAACAAAACCGUGCUACAAAAAUUGCAGAUAAAGAGGAGAAUACGGUUCUUGAGAAAGAAAUUGAUCAUAAGCAGCAUACCAACAAAAAUGACUUUGCGACACAAAUUUCUCAACAGAAGCCUGCUGCAAAAGAAAAUCUUCCCACAUCUGAUAUUGCUGACAAGGAGGAAUAUUCAGUGCUUGAACAAGAUAGUGAUCAUGAGCAGCAUAUCAACAAAAAUGACAAGACACAAAUUUCUCAGCAAAUAGCUGCUGCAAAUGAAAUUCUUCCACCGUCUGAUGUAGUAGAUAAAGAGAUGAAUACCAUGCUUGAGCAAGAUGAAAACCCCGUGGAAGGGGCUGCACUUCCCACAAAAUUAGAGAGUGAAAUUGAAGAUAUAAAGAAUGUAGAAAUCAAAAAGCAAGGGAACAUUGUAGCUUUGGGAUUGGCAUUUCUGAUUGGUGGACUUCUGAUCAUUGUUCAUAAUGCACCUCAAAUGAAAGAAAUGUAGAAGCAGAUCAGUACAAAGAACUACUGGGCGAGCAAGAAAAUUUCUUACUCCAUUCAACAAUUGCUGUGUUAUCUUUCUUAGUUUUCGGCUUAAUCCCUCCUGUAACAUAUGGCUUGUCAUUUUGGAGGAGUGACAAUAGGGACCUAAAGCUCGUAGCAGUUACAGCGGCUUCUCUUCUGUGCAUUGCUAUACUAGCAUUUGGAAAGGCUCGCAUGCGACGGCCUCCCAAGUUCUACAGGCAUUUCAAGUCUCUACUGUACUAUGUCAGUAAUGGCAUUUUGUCCUUUAUAGGUUGUAUAUAUGUUUUUUUUCACUUAAUUUGUUCUUCCUUGGUCUUGUAAGUUUGGAGGUAAUGUAUUGAUGUCAGGGCAUCAAAUGUUUGGUCGUAAUAGUUAUUUGGAAUAAUGUUCUAAUUCUUCAAGUUGGAGAUAGUGUAUUGA
Messenger RNA from Cornus florida, 2078 nucleotides. RefSeq lists its product as uncharacterized. The coding region runs from base 1 to 1638 and encodes 545 amino acids. The transcript has 15 exons. The record is from RefSeq and is a predicted model, not a curated record. NCBI's taxonomy places the organism in Eukaryota, Viridiplantae, Streptophyta, Magnoliopsida, Cornales, Cornaceae.